ACUUACAGCGGCGUUGAGUGCGGCGAGGGAUCCGGCUCCCUGACUUGAUUGUUUAAUAAAGUGCUGUGAGGUCAUUGGACAGAACGCGAAGUUCCACGGAACCUCUAGCAUGGGAACCCAUACGAUGUCGUCCGCCACAGAUCGAAUUGGUAAGUAUAUAACCAACGUAGGUAUGUAUGUCAGUAAGACAAUCCAGAUCCUACAUCUCUUUGAUAGUUAGAGCAAGUACGGGUAAAUUCUAACUCAACUUGUGCUGUUCCUAUUCAUCAUACCGCCGAAGUCACACCACGAUGUCGUCCAUAACGAUGAGUGCGCUUUCGAGAUGCGCCGUCUUGUCCGGCUUAGCUACCUCCUUGUAUCUUUCCAUGGUGUCGCCCGCAUCCGCCGCGGCCAUCUUACACAGUCGCGAUCCAGCAAGUUCCGCCAAUGACUGGGAUCCCGUACUUAAUGGGGAUUCGGGGGCAGAAUGUGCCGACCUUGCCGUCAUCUUCGCUCGAGGAACUUUCGAUGAUGGAAACCUUGGGCCUUGGGUCGGUGGCCCAUUUCAUGACGCACUAGUCAGCCAGGCAUCAGGUAUCAAGAUCGCGAUGCAAGGCGUCAGUCCCAGCGAUUACCCGGCCGAUCUAGCCGGCUAUGUCGAUGAAGGCGGAUCGGACAGUUGUGGGAAAAGUCUGGGGUCGGCCGUGCAGACGUACAAUUCUCAUUGCCCGAAUUCCAAGAUUGCCAUUUGGGGGUGGAGUCAAGGCGCGCUGUGUGCCCACAAAUCGCUGGGUGAGCUCGGCAACGCGGCUGGCAGCGUCAUCGCAUUAGGAGUCUUCGGCGACCCAGUUGGUAUUUGGCAGGAUACCGUUGACUAUCCGGCAGUACCGUCGAGUACCAAACUGCUAUCGUACUGUGAGAAGACGACACCCGAUCCUCUAUGCACCAGUGUCACGGAGGACUUCCCGAAGGACCCUAUCGGGUUUAUCAACAGGCUCGUGGACAUGUUCAAGCAAGCGGACACGACGCAUAUGAACGAUACUCAGAAGAAGGCACUCGCGAGCCUGAUUACCGAGCUCCCAAAGCAAGCUAAAGACCAGCUCUCUCAACUUGCAAAGGAUAUCGUGUCGGGUCAUCUAAGACGCUGGAUGCUAACGCCGCAACACUUUUGGUAUGGCAAUGACGGCACGGUCAACACGGCUGUCAGCGACUUGAUCGGCGUAUACCAGGGUAAGAAAUAGGGUUAUUGGCCGUGAAUCCAUAGAACAUAAAAUAUGGAUUAUAGUAUGGAGUAAUUAAUGAAAUACCGGAUCGGACUGUUU
This is a messenger RNA of Annulohypoxylon truncatum, 1301 nucleotides long. Its product is annotated as carbohydrate esterase family 5 protein. The record is from RefSeq and is a predicted model, not a curated record. Gene Ontology annotation, cellular component: extracellular region. Gene Ontology annotation, biological process: carbohydrate catabolic process. The transcript has 3 exons. NCBI's taxonomy places the organism in Eukaryota, Fungi, Ascomycota, Sordariomycetes, Xylariales, Hypoxylaceae. The coding region runs from base 291 to 1220 and encodes 309 amino acids. Gene Ontology annotation, molecular function: cutinase activity.